UAAACUUUGCCCUGUCAUGUGACCGCUUUCAAAAUAGGGAUAUCUUUAUUUCUCGUCGACAGUUUAAAAUGAAGUUUGUCAAUCUGUUUGGGAGGAUGAAAUCAGUGGUCAUUGGGAUGAUUCAUGUUCGGGCUCUUCCAGGCACCCCCUUGAACACUGCAACCUUGCCGGAGAUAACCGAAGAGGCCUGUCGUGAAGUGGAAAAUUACCAAAGAGCUGGACUCGAUGGAUUGAUAAUUGAGAACAUGCACGAUAUUCCAUACACAUUUGAUGUUGGACCAGAGAUCUGUGCCAGUAUGACAGCCGUCUGUGCUGAAGUUAAGCGUCUCUGUCCAUCCAUGCCACUUGGAGUCCAGGUCUUGUCUGCCGCCAAUCAAGCUGCACUGGCUAUAGCACUUGCUUCAGGUCUGGAUUUUAUCCGAGCGGAAGGAUUUGUAUUUUCACAUGUUGCUGAUGAGGGUCUCCUGAAUGCUUGUGCUGGAGAUCUUUUGCGAUACCGCAAGAAAAUAGGAGCACACCAUCUACAGAUCUUCACUGAUAUUAAGAAGAAACACAGCUCCCAUUCUAUAACGGCUGAUGUGGGAAUUGUUGAGACAGCCAAAGCUGCAGAGUUCUUCCUCUCUGAUGGACUCGUCAUUACGGGAACAGCCACUGGGGUUCAGGCUGAUCCCAUUGAACUCAGAGAGGUUGCACAGGCUGUGAGAACCCCUGUGCUGAUAGGCUCAGGGGUGACUGAAGACAAUGUGCAGCACUACCUCGAUGCAAACGCUAUGAUUAUUGGCUCCCAUUUCAAAAGAGGAGGAUAUUGGGCCAAUGAAGUGGACCCAGAGAGGGUGAAAAGGUUCAUGGGAAAGGUGGAUGAACUCCGGAAGUGAAGCAGUGCACAGUAUUCCGUUCAGUGGCAAUGUAUCUCUGUGGCUAUUUUUGGUAAAUACAACUGUAAAACAUAAGCUUCCAGUCAUAGCAAAUUAUGCUGUAUUCUCAUAGGUUCAAGUUAAAAAUCCACAGCAAGUUUAUGAAAACAUAUUUAUUUGACUUUUUUUCAGAAGGGUGUUUUAUCAAAUAUAUAUACUCGGUAAUACAAAAUGACUUUUACAAAUAUUUACAAGAUUUCCGCAACGAAAGUAGCAAACAUUUCAGAGCACACCACAAUUUAGCAGUUUCAUAAGUGAAAUGCAUUUUGCACACUCAAACCCUAGCUGUAUUCUACUACACGCAAAAAGGAAUAAAUGUACUUGCAGAUAAUUAAGUUAUUUUUGUUUUUGACACAUUACGAAUGCAGGUAUCAAUAAACUGUUUAAAACAUGA
This is a messenger RNA of Alosa alosa (allis shad), 1308 nucleotides long. RefSeq lists its product as uncharacterized. The transcript has 6 exons. The record is from RefSeq and is a predicted model, not a curated record. Lineage: Eukaryota; Metazoa; Chordata; Actinopteri; Clupeiformes; Clupeidae. Bases 69 to 875 code for a protein of 268 amino acids.